Molecule: messenger RNA, 914 nt
Organism: Globicephala melas (long-finned pilot whale)
Lineage: Eukaryota; Metazoa; Chordata; Mammalia; Artiodactyla; Delphinidae
Source: RefSeq, a predicted model, not a curated record
GAUGUUGUGUAUACUGCAGAGUUUGAUCAUUCCCAUCACGUGUGUCUUUUGGUAGUGCCAGGAAUUUUCCCACACACUAGCAACCAGUCACUUUUCUUCUUGUCUGGAGAAGACAUCGUUGGGGAUUAUUGCGAAAGGGAAAACUUUGUGGCUGGCCUUAGACCAAUCCCCUAGUCUUGCCCUUCCCUCGGUUGAUGUAUUGAUACAAGGCAAGGUGUACACGUCUGGCCUGAACUGAGUUCUCAUCUCUACCCUCAGCAUCAUCAUCAUGUCGAGCUGCCUCUUCCUCCUGAAGGCACUUCUUGCUCUUGGGUCUGUGGCAUCCUGGGUGACUGCAGGAGAGCAUGUGCUCUGAUUUUAUGGCAGGGUUUGGCGGUGAAUGUCCUGCAGACCCCCUUCCGUGUGAAGAGCUGUGUGAUGGGGACGCAUCCUGUCCUCAGGGACAUAAGUGCUGCAGCACUGGCUGUGGCCAUGCCUGCCAUGGAGACAUUAAGGGAGGGCGGGGUGGCGACUGUCCAAACAUUUUGGUGGGCCUGUGCAUUGUCAGCUGCAUGGCGGAUGAGAACUGCCCAGCUGGGGAAAAGUGCUGCAAGUCAGGCUGUGGCCAUUUCUGUGUCCCGCCAAUCCUGCCACCCCAGCUGGCCCUGAACCCCAACCGGACCAUGAGGUCUAAUUUUGAAUUAGAGAGCCCGGUGCCGUAGCUGUCCUGAUGUGUCCUGAGUUUCUUUGGUGACUCCAGGGGGCUUGUCCUGGUAGCCAGGAGAGGAUGAUGUCCUGGGGCUUGUGACACCCCCAGGGACUUUCAUUGCCCUCUCUGCUCUGUUUCUGUUCUUGCUGCUGCCCUGACCGUAGGAAACCCAGCCCUGGGCUUGGAAAGUGGGUGUGUGGUGCUUCUUUUCCCCAAUAAAGGCUGA